Messenger RNA from Sorghum bicolor (sorghum), 1784 nucleotides. Its product is annotated as spermidine hydroxycinnamoyl transferase. NCBI's taxonomy places the organism in Eukaryota, Viridiplantae, Streptophyta, Magnoliopsida, Poales, Poaceae. Gene Ontology annotation, molecular function: acyltransferase activity, transferring groups other than amino-acyl groups. The record is from RefSeq and is a predicted model, not a curated record.
UCUGAAAAAUUUUGCAAAAUUUUUUUGGAACUAAACAAGGCCUUAUACUCCAAAAGGACUAUGUCAUUUCAAAUGGCUCCAAAAGGAGAGAAUCGAACUGGCUGUGCGGCGCCUACUAACAAAAGCAAGCCAGCUGACACCACACGCGAGUGUAGGAGCGAGGAAGAAUGGCUAGCGUCCAUGGCUGCAAGGACUUGCAUGUCCGAGUCGUGAGCCGCCGUCUCGUGAUGGCCUCCGACACCUCCAUCGAGCCGCAUGUCGUCGCCGUCUCCAAUCUCGAUCUCCUCCCGCAAACCAUCCGGGUCGCCAUGUUCUGCCUCUACCCCAAGCCUCCGGCCACGGCCAUGUCCUUCGACGCCGUCGUGGCCACCUUCGAGGAGGCUGGCUUGCCUUCCUUGCUGAACCACUACUUCCUGCUCGCCGGCCGCAUCUCGACCAACCCGAGCUCCGGCUUCCCCGAGGUCCACUGCAGCAACCAAGGCGCGGAGCUCGUGGUCGGGGAAGCCGCCGCCGGCGUGGCGCUGGCGAGCCUGAACUAUGCUGAGACGAGCGCGUCCUUGAGGAGGAUCCAGCUGCCGUACGGCGACGACGUGGCGCUGUCUGUUCAGGUGGUGUCCUUCUCGUGCGGCGGCUUCACCGUGGCGUGGUCCACGAACCACCUGCUCGUCGACGGGCGAGCGCUCAGCUCGCUCGUCGGCGCGUGGUCAGAGCUCGCCUUGUCGGAAGUCUCCACGGUGUCCCGCCGGCCGAACCUCGACCGCUCCGUGUUCCGGCCUCGCCCGACGCCGCCGUAUGCCGCCGCCGCCGCGCUCAACGAGGCGUUCACGCCGGUGUCGGUGGACGCCAGGAGCCAGGUCAACGUCCUGACAUUUCAGCAGAGCUUCGUCGAGCGCAUGUACCACGUCGACGCCGUCCGACAUCGUCUGGCUGCGCGAGGAGGCGAGCCGAAACGGCCGGCGCGCGACUCGCGUCCCGUCCAGGCGGUGUCGGCCUACCUCUGGAAGGCCCUCGCCGGCGUGGUGGGCGCGGGACGCACACGCUGCCGGAUGGGGUGGUGGGUGGACGGGCGCCCGCGGCUCACAUCGCCGCCGCGGGGGCUCCGCACCCGCACCGCGAUGCGCAACUGCGUCGGCAACGUUACCACCUUCGUGCUCCGGGAGGAGCGCGUGGACGACGUCCGUCGGGCGGCGCUGUCGAACGUGGCCGCCACGGUGAGCGAGGCGAUCACGGCGCCGGCGUACAACGAGCACUUCCAGGAGCUGGUGGACUGGGUGGAGGAGCACAAGACCGAGCGGGUAGUUGAGGCCGCGUGCAUCGGGCUGGGCAGCCCCACGAUGACCGUGACCUCGUUCGCCACCGACACGGACUUCGGCUUCGGCGCCGCCGCUAUGGCGCUGCCAACAAGCGCGUCGACGGCGAGGUUGUGCUGUGGGUUCAUGCAGUCGAUCGCCGCACGGCCCGGGGAAGAUAGCUCGUGGAUUGCCAGCGCCUUCUUGUGGCCGCAGCUUGCGGCGGUGCUCGAGUCCGACGAGCCGCGCGUCUUCAGGCCCGUCACCGCGGAGUACCUGGGCCUGUCUGCCACACAGUUCCUGCACAGCCGCAUCUGAUAAAAAGCUAUACAUAUCGCAUUACUGCAAUCGUCAUAUGGCACGUAAACGCUAGCUUUGCAUGUUUUUUUCCCCCUGGUGAACGUACCGUCCAUAUUAUUUGUCCACCGUCUAUAUCGUGUUGCUGCAAUCAUAUUAUCGCUAUAACAACUGAUAUUAUUUGUGUCAACAAUUGAC